GUUCAUACCAUUCUUCCGCCAAGUACACAGUUAUAAAAAUUUGAUAUAGCGGAGAAAGUGACAAACUUUACGAUCAGCUGCCAUCCCUUUUGCCAUGUCGACUUCCGACUUCACAGAGGGCCUCGGAAUCGCGUUCCUUGGCAUUCUUCUGCUAUUUACCGCUUGGAGAAACAAUCAAUUACACGUCAAGUUUGAAUGGCCGAACAGUUCCACCUCUUCAACAGUUAUUUCGACGCUUCUGGUACUCGGUUGUGGCUAUUUCGCUAGAGAGAUUUUCAAUCCCGAUCCAAGCAACAUUUACAAGAUCAUUGGAGAGCCAUUCAGGAUACAUCCCCUUUUACUUCGAACUAAGCUUUACAAAUUUGAGGACCAGCUACUGAAGACAGUCGGCCUGUCAGCCGAGCAGACAUUUGAACGCAUAAUGGGCAAGGAUGGCAUGCAACUCAGUUAUGCUGCGCUAGGAAGCUUAGUGUUCACUCACCCUUACGCAGAGUCACUAUCUCAGCUCAGGAUCCCAAUGAUAUCUGCUCUUUCAAAGUCAUACGCAACAAUGGGCGUUCUGAUCUCAAUUGGAUAUACCAUGCCGAAUCGUGAAAUUUGGAAGAAGUGGGGUGUGAUUGCUCUUGUCGCUGUAGGGGUUAUACAGCUGUUCUGCUUGACCAACCUACAAUUCCUGAAUCUCGAAGGAAAUGAUACACUGCUGGAGUUUACAAACCGGUAUAAAGCGACAGCAUUCGUCACGAUUUUGACUGGAAUCAUCUUCAUAGGCGAGGCUAAGGCGCCGACGCAAAAUGAGAUAUUGCUACAAACUGUUCGCUUUCUCCAGGUAAUUCCAAGAAGCUUUCUUUUUGAUAAUGUAUCUCGAAUCUGGAUAGAUCGUCUGAGUGGUUCAUUAAUGCUUAUUUCUUUAACUUUGGGUUACGAUCUCUAGGAUACUGUCAACAUCCUCAAGAAUAACAACAACGUUCUCCAUACUACUCUUAAAAACGACAGAUUGAUGAGCAGAUACCAGCAUUAAUGGUGACUCCGUAGUUCUAUUCCCACAACUAAUUUUGAUGCAUUAUAUAAUAGAGAUUUGCUAAAGGAAUA
This is a messenger RNA of Umbelopsis ramanniana AG, 1089 nucleotides long. RefSeq lists its product as uncharacterized. The transcript has a single exon. The coding region runs from base 95 to 931 and encodes 278 amino acids. NCBI's taxonomy places the organism in Eukaryota, Fungi, Mucoromycota, Umbelopsidomycetes, Umbelopsidales, Umbelopsidaceae. The record is from RefSeq and is a predicted model, not a curated record.